AUGAGUACUCAUAGACAAAAUCAUCGCCCUUUCAAUAAUCGCACCCAUAAUCAUUCUUCACCCAAUUAUUAUCAUGGCAGUCAUCAACAACAACGACGCUAUAAUCAGCGUAACAAUCGAAUGCGCCCCAGUUAUCAGUCUUCUCGACAAAAUCACUACAGCAAUAAUCACAAUGUUCAUAAUAAUCUGCGCACGAAUAAUUAUUCGUCGUUCGGGGGUAAUAGUUCUUAUACAACAGUGAAUCAUGAGGACUUUGAUCGACAAAAUCACAACAACAACAAUCAGAACGUUCAUAGUAAUCCACACACGAAUAAUUAUUUGUCGUAUGGGGUUAGUAGUUCUUAUACGACAACGAAUCAUGAGGACUUUGCGCAACAACAUUGGGAUCAAAAUCAAUAUCGAACCCCUGUUUUUCAACCUCCUCUAUCGUACUACCCGAUGGGUAUGGUCUUUCCAUCGAUUGUAGUAAACAAUCAUAGUCGAUACUAUCCUGUGCCACGUUAUGAACUGAUUGAUGAUGUCUAUAUCGCUACUGAUCCGACUGAGUUAAUCGAGACUAGUAGAAUGUUAGAUCAUAGAAACUUCAUCACUAGUCAACUGGUUGACUCUCUGUAUGACUAUGUAUCUCAUCUUAUGGAUGACAUGGAUAUUCGUGAUGAGGACGAUGACGAUGUAUUAAAGUAUUUGAAAAUAAGAACUCAUUCUUCUCCUGCCAAAGAUGGAGUCGACCCCGAUGUAGUUGCUGAUUCAGAAUCAGAAAUCUGUGCUAUAUGCCAAUCUGAAUUUGAACACGAAGAUAGUAUCGGAACAUUGCAGUGUGGACAUAAGUAUCAUAUGGACUGCAUCAGACGGUGGCAGAUGAGGAAGAAAGAUUGUCCCAUGUGCAGAGCUUCGGUUUUGCCUUCACAAGAACAGAGAUUAUAG
Lycium ferocissimum is the source of this 924-nucleotide messenger RNA. RefSeq lists its product as uncharacterized. NCBI's taxonomy places the organism in Eukaryota, Viridiplantae, Streptophyta, Magnoliopsida, Solanales, Solanaceae. The transcript has a single exon. Gene Ontology annotation, molecular function: ubiquitin protein ligase activity. Gene Ontology annotation, cellular component: nucleus. The record is from RefSeq and is a predicted model, not a curated record. The coding region runs from base 1 to 924 and encodes 307 amino acids.